AUGGUUGUCUGGGAGGUGGGGGGGGGGCGGGGGGGGGGGGGGGGUCGUAAUAUGGUAUUUAUGUGGUUGUGGGGUUGGUGUGUGGGUGGUUGUUGGUUUUGUGGUUGGUAUGAUUAUUUGGCUAGUGAUUGGUUGUGUUGGGGUGGGUGGUAUUUGUAUUGGGUGUUGUGGUGGGUGUGUGGGUAUGGUUUUUGGGGGGGUGGUUGGGGUUGGUUUUUGGGUUGUGGGUUGGUUGGGGGGGGGGGGGGGGGGGGUGGUUGGGGUUGGGUGUUGGUUUGGGGGGUUGGGGUUUUUGGUGGGGGGUUUUUGGGGGUGUGGGGGGUGGUUUGUGUGUUUUGUUGGGGGGGUGGGGGUGGGGUUGUUGGGGGGGUGUUUUGGUUGGUGGGGUUUUGUGUUUGGUGUGGGGGUGUGGGGUUUGUUUGGGGUUUGGUGGGGGUGGUUUGUGUUGGGGUUGUGUUUGGGUUGGGGGGUUGUGUUGGUGUUUGGUUGUUUGUUGGGGUUUUGUUUUUGUGUUUUGUUUUUGGUGGGUUUUUUGUGUGGUGGUUGAGUGUGUUGUUUUUUGGUUAUGGUGUAAUGGGGUUGGGGGGGGGGUGGGGGGUUUUGUUUUUGUUUGGUUAUGGGGUUUUUUGGGGGGGUGUGGGGGGGGGGUGGGUGUAG
Dicrocoelium dendriticum is the source of this 657-nucleotide messenger RNA. The record is from the annotation of a GenBank genome assembly. NCBI's taxonomy places the organism in Eukaryota, Metazoa, Platyhelminthes, Trematoda, Plagiorchiida, Dicrocoeliidae.